Messenger RNA from Girardinichthys multiradiatus, 4098 nucleotides. It is a transcript of the gene foxj1b, whose product is annotated as forkhead box J1b. The record is from RefSeq and is a predicted model, not a curated record. The transcript has 2 exons. Bases 156 to 1658 code for a protein of 500 amino acids. Gene Ontology annotation, molecular function: sequence-specific DNA binding; DNA-binding transcription factor activity. Gene Ontology annotation, biological process: regulation of DNA-templated transcription. Lineage: Eukaryota; Metazoa; Chordata; Actinopteri; Cyprinodontiformes; Goodeidae.
CGGGGUACAGGAUUUACGCGUCCUGGUUUAUAACUGGAUAUAUUCCAGUCAAAGGCGUGUUUGUUUGCUGAACUAUUUCACAAUUUGGUUUGAUUUAUUUUUUUCUGCUAUUUCUCUUUUGUUUUUGCUACUGAAACAGAAAAGCCGAACUUUGAAUGCGGAAAGAAGACCGUCUAACCGUCCUCAGACCCGCAUAUAGACCCAGAAUGCCCGUUUUAUCGAGCCCCGACAUGGCCAACAAGUUUAAGGAGAAAUGGCUGGCUGCGUUCCCGGAGGAUCAGGCCACCGGGUCCGACUCUGCCCCCCUGGAUGACAGUCUGACCAGCCUCCACUGGCUGCAGAAUUUCUCCAUCCUCAACGCGGACCCGGAGCGACUGGUCGGUCCCGUCCCGGAGUGCCCGUCCUCCCAGCACCACUUCCUCAAACGCCUCGGCUUCCCUAGAGCCGGGACAGACUCACCAUCCAGCCCACCGGCCGGGGAUACAGCCGCCGCCGGGAUGCCGCUGUACCCCGGCAGCCCCGUUACAUCUGGCAGUGAAACCACCGCUGCACCGCCGCGGUUCUCCAUCUGCGCGCACCCCGUACCGGGCUACCCGCAGAUCCCGGUUCACGCGAACCCGCCGGUGGAGGUGGACUACAAAACAAACCCUAAGGUCAAACCUCCCUAUUCCUACGCGUCUCUCAUCUGCAUGGCCAUGCAGGCCAGCAAACAGCCCAAAGUGACUCUGUCCACCAUUUAUAACUGGAUAACGGAGAAUUUCUGCUACUACAGACACGCAGAGCCCAGCUGGCAGAAUUCGAUUCGUCACAACCUGUCCCUCAACAAGUGUUUCAAGAAGGUCCCCAGAAAGAAAGACGAGCCUGGGAAGGGAGGCUUCUGGCAGAUUGAUCCUCAGUACGCGGACAUGUUCGUCAACGGCAUCUUUAAGCGCAGGAGGAUGUCCGCCAACCACUACAGCAGCAGCAGUGCCACACAAAGACAGAAUAAGCUGCUUCAGGGUUUUCACAGCACCCAGAACACCUGUCCCUAUCAGAUGGUGGGCGGUAAACGGAAGCACCUGCCCUCUAAAGAACACAGCAAGGUGAUGAGGUCUACAGAGUCCCCUCUUUUAGCCAUGGAAGCUAACAAAGCAGACAUCCUGAAGGGGGACUUUGACCUGGCAUCCGUGUUUGAUGAUGUUCUCGGUGGCAGCUGUAGCACAUUUGAGGAUUUAGAUAUCAACUCGGCGCUGAGCUCCCUGGGCUGUGAGAUGGAGGUCUCCAUGCACGGGAGGCAGCACUCGACAGGCAUGGGGAGGUGGUGUGGGUCCGGAGACAUGAACCACUAUCAGUCCUACAGUUACCUGGACCUGAGCGGUGCUUCCACGGAGAGCUCCAUGAACAUGGGAGAACUCAGUGUGCCUCACAUUCAGCAGCCGCUGCAGAGGCAGCAGCAGCUGGAGCAAGAUCAGCUGCUGCUGGGACAUCAUCAUCUGCAACAUUUUGACGAACCUGCAACGCUUUUCGCCGAGCAGCCAGGAGAGGCUGUGCUGCAGCCGUGGGAGGAGAUUAAAGAGGAGCCGCAGGUCAUUCCCUUGAGUCUGGAUCAGGGUUUUGGUCUUUAUGAGGGCUUCUUCACAGAGAUGCAGCAAUGGGAGCGAGUGGAGAGCUAUCUGUGAAUUCAGACGCAUAUGGACUACAUUCAUCAUGAUAGAAUCAUCUAGAUGAGCCUACCUGCUGGUUGGCUGAAUAUAAUGAACUGAAAUGUAACCGAGCUGCAGGUCUAAUCUCCUCUAAUCCUUUCUAGCAUUCAUUGCAUUAUUUAUUUACACUGAUGAGUCAUAACAUUAUGAAUACCAACGUAAUUGAGAGGGUCCUCAUUUUACUAGCUCUGAAUGGUCUUAGGUCUUAGAAAAACAUAAAACAUAUGUGCUUAGAUUGUGGCAUCUGUCAGUCUUUGACCCUUCUUCACUGUAGGCACAGUUUGUCUGGGUUGGGUGCCAGAUCCCAUCAGAUUGGGUUUUAAGGAAUAAACUCAUCAAGCUUCUUCUUCUAGCAUCUGUAGUUGAUGGUCUGCGACCCAAUUGAGUUCCUUUUGGUCAUUUAUCCACUAGUAGCUCCAUUUCGUGCCUCUCCACUUUCGACAUUUUUUGGUGCAACCCUCUUCUGGGUUGUUCUUUAUCAACCGUGUCGGUUAGUGUCCACCAGGGGGCGUUUGGGACUAGCUUUGGAAACCAACAUUUUAAAGUAAUUUUCUAUAAUCUGCUUAUAGUAUACUGUAAAGACAUGUGGUUAUAUGACUCCACGGAAAAAUUUUAACCAGUAGUGGGCCACUUAGAAGGAUGCUGUUUGCAUCUGGGAUCAUACAUUUGUGCUCUGUCAUACGUCAAAAAUAAACUCAAUUUGUAUCUCCACUCUCUAUCAUGCCGCAGCGCCAUGGAGCCAUUGGCUAGAAUAGCUUCUAUUUGCAACGAAGAGCUAAAUGGACGGUUAGAGUGGCAUUGGGUCUUAAAGUGGUGCUGAGAGUUUGAUCCUUUAUACUGUUGUACAAAACCUCGUCGGGUGGUAGGAACUGAACAGUGGUUGGUAUGAAAUGUUCAGUGGCAAUCAGCCACUAUUCGAUAAUACUACUUGAUAAAGUUGGGAAUCAAAGGGCCAAAGCUAGAAAAUAGCCCGACUUAAGCCCUGGUACUGUAGGAGAGGGUUGGUGUCAUAUGGGACAGCUGGUUGGUCUGCAAAAGCAUUGAGGAAAAUGAGGUGUUAAAGUAACAUCCCCAUGAAUGAGGCAUAAGGUUCUCUUGGAAGGAGAUGAUCAGUGUUCCUCAUUCUAUUUCUGCUGUUGGACCAUAAUAUCAUGGCUGAUCUGUUCAUUUUUUUAUACAAAUAUGACGGAGUGUAAUGUGACUUUUGGAGCAAAAUGUGAUUCUUUCUCAUUGGUUUAAGGUAGCUGGACAGAAAACAUAUCAGUCAGUGAAAUGAUGAUCCGAAAGAUCUUAACCUAAACCCGUUUUGUUCUGGAGAAUCCAUCGAGGAGUAAAAAUGGAAAUGAAGUGGCUGUGUACACAAACUGUGAUGAAUACCACCUCUUUGGAGGUGGAAGAUCUGAAGCAGAAAUAUGAAGGACCUAAUUGUUCUGAGGAUCCUUGCUGCUCUGGAGUCUUUGGUCAUCACACCUACAGGACUGAAGCACAACGAUCCUCUAUCACAGGACUCUCCAGAGAGGGGUUCUGUCUCUGAAAAACUGACAAGGCAUACAGGAUGUUAUUGUGCUACAUUAGCAUGAACCUUUUUUACUAACGUGCAGAGAAACUGUCCUGUUUAUGUUUGAUGUUUCAUGAUGAAAGAUGAAGCUAAAUGGAGAUGUAUAAACUUUACAUGUAAUAAGAAUUUAGAAAUCAGUCAUCAGUCACACUAUGAUAAUAUGCCUGAUUUAAUAUAUAUUCACUAAAGUAUAUAACAUGAAGCUAGGCAGGAUGAUUCACUAUCUGUCCUCUGAUAUGUAUUGCAAACCAGAAGAAAGUCAUGAAAUCCAAAAUAUGCACUUUUAAUAGACAGUUUGAGAAGAUCUAGGCUGGUUUUUAUCAGGAUGUUUUAAAUUUAGUAUGUUUUUGUGUUAAAUUUGUUUUAGUGACUCUUAUAAAAAGGAAGCAGGUCAUGUUGUAGCGACUAUGUUCUCUUCUAGGACACUGAUCACACUGCAAUAACUCAAACUAGCUAGUUCUAGUAUGCUCACAUCUAAGCUGUGUUUUUUUUUAUAAAUAUUUGUAAAAGUGGGUAUUUGUUGUUGAUUUUACGCCAAAUCUGUUGAUGAAGAAUAUGCAGUUUGCUUUUUCUUUACUAAUUAAUCAGAAAAGGAUUUGCUUUUAUAAUUGGCUGGCAGAUCUUUUUCAUCAUUGCUGAUUAUUUUUGUGUGUAACUAGUUUUAUUUCUAUUAUUUGUUCUCACAAAUCUGAUCAGAAACUAGGCUAAUGGUUUAGGGAAUGAGUUUGCUAUUAACAAGCCAGACUUUGUCAUCAUAAUAAGAUUAAUUAUUGUUGGUCGACUCUGUGUUCAUUUGUACUUUUUUAAGCAGUUUGGGAAUCCAAUCAUGCCUUAAUGCAAUAAAUGGUGUCAAUUCAA